Molecule: messenger RNA, 1730 nt
Organism: Trifolium pratense (red clover)
Lineage: Eukaryota; Viridiplantae; Streptophyta; Magnoliopsida; Fabales; Fabaceae
Product: gibberellin 20 oxidase 2-like
Exons: 3
Coding region: 189-1322 (377 amino acids)
Biological process (GO): response to light stimulus; gibberellin biosynthetic process; unidimensional cell growth
Molecular function (GO): gibberellin 20-oxidase activity
Source: RefSeq, a predicted model, not a curated record
GGACUUUCUACACACUCCAUUUUCACCACCUUUAUUAAUUAACCUCUUCCUUUGUCUUAUUUCUCAUUCAAUCACAAACUUUUAUUUUCUCUGCAAUUUCACACUCUCUUUACUCCUCAGCUAGCUUCUACUUCAAAUUCUUACAUAAAUUGCAUUUUCUCAAAAAUAUUCACACCAACAACUCAAACAUGCAAGUGCUUAAUCCAUCAAUGCUAUUUGCACCCCCAAAUACAAAAGAAAAUUUUAUGAAUGAACAAAAACAAUGUCAUGAUACAUCUUUUCUACCUUGUCAAAUUACCAACAUACCCUCAGAAUUCAUUUGGCCAGAACAUGAAAAACCAUGUCUAACACCACCAAAACUUGAAGUUCCACCAAUUGACUUAAAAGCUUUUCUCUCUAAUGAUCCAAAAGCAAUUUCAAAUGUUUGUUCAAAAGUGAACGAUGCAUGCAAAAAACAUGGUUUUUUCUUAGUUGUUAACCAUGGAGUUGAUAAAAAUCUCAUAACUCAAGCUCAUAAGCUUGUUGAUGAUUUCUUUUGCAUGCAACUAUGUGAGAAACAAAGAGCUCAAAGAAAAGUUGGAGAACAUUGUGGUUAUGCUAAUAGUUUCAUUGGAAGAUUUUCUUCUAAACUUCCUUGGAAGGAAACACUUUCUUUUCGUUACACUGCUGAUGAGUCUUGUAGAACUGUGGAGGACUAUUUUGUAAAUGUCAUGGGGGAAGAUUUUAGACAAUUUGGGAGUGUGUACCAAGAAUAUUGUGAAGCUAUGAGCAAUCUUUCUCUUAGGAUAAUGGAGCUUCUUGGGAUGAGUCUAGGAGUUGACAAAGAAUAUUUCAGAGAACUCUUUGAAGGAAAUGACUCAGUAAUGAGAUUGAAUUACUAUCCACCAUGUAAAAAUCCUGAUUUAGCUUUAGGAACUGGACCCCAUUGUGACCCUACUUCCUUAACCAUUCUCCACCAAGAUCAAGUUGAAGGUCUCCAAGUGCUUGUGGAUGGAACAUGGCACUCAGUUGUUCCCAAAGAAGAUGCCUUUGUGGUCAACAUUGGUGAUACAUUUAUGGCUCUAUCAAAUGGGAUAUUCAAGAGUUGCUUGCAUAGAGCAGUUGUAAAUGACAAAAUAGUGAGAAAAUCACUUGCAUUUUUUCUAUGUCCAAGUGAAGACAAAGUUGUGACUCCUCCAAAAGAGCUUAUAAACAAGGAGAAUCCAAGGAUAUAUCCAAACUUCAAAUGGCCAAGUUUGCAUGAAUUUACACAAAAACAUUAUAGGGCUGAUGAAAGAACACUUGAUGCUUUUUCAAGGUGGCUACAAGAGAGAAACAACUAAUAUAGAAGUGUCCCCACCUUUGUCAUAUUGCAAACAAAAUUUUAAAUUGAGUUUUUUUAACUUAAGGAAGAUGACAUCACAUAAAGUGAAAAGAGGGUGUGCUUUUGAUUAAGGGAAGAAGAUAAUAGAAAACACCAAAGAUUAAGCCAACUAUGUAAUUAGUGUUAGAAGAAUCCUAAUCCUAAUUAUGCUAAUGAGGAAAUGAAACAAUAUAUUCCUCUAGGAAUAAAAAGUUCAAUAAUGCUUGUUAUAUAAUCAUCAUGUUUUUCUUGUCACUACUAAAGCAUUUUCAUUUGUCUUUAGUUCUUCAACUUUAUUGUAAUUUUGUACUAACCGUAUGCAUGAUGUAUAUUAUGUAGAUGUUGAAUAUAUCCUUAUGAUAAAAAGUAAGUUGCACUUGUGUCUUCA